CAACGAAACGCUUGUUUUCAAACAAAAUAUCAAUAAUUGGUUUUGAAUUCAAUUUCUAUUCAAUUAAUAGCGAUAUUAACCGCCGAAGAAAGCGAUGAUAAUUCCCAUCCGUUGUUUCACUUGUGGUAAAGUCAUUGGCAAUAAGUGGGAGCCGUAUCUCAAUCUACUUCAGGCCGAAUACACCGAAGGCGAUGCUUUGGAUGCGUUGGGACUCAAGCGGUAUUGUUGUCGUCGUAUGCUUUUAGGACACGUGGAUCUCAUUGAGAAACUACUCAAUUACGCUCCGCUCGAGAAGUAAUCACCGCUCGACUGAUCCCAUCAUCACCUUCUCUAUCGCUGAAUACCUUUUCCAGCCUUUAAUUAUAACUUAACUCUCAAUCGAUGUAUAAAUAAAACUCAUUUCAAAUGUAUUAGUGGUAAUAAAAUUCGUGUUUAUUUUAAAGAACA
Messenger RNA from Medioppia subpectinata, 447 nucleotides. NCBI's taxonomy places the organism in Eukaryota, Metazoa, Arthropoda, Arachnida, Sarcoptiformes, Oppiidae. The record is from the annotation of a GenBank genome assembly.